AUGGAUCGCAGGUCCCGGGCUCAGCAGUGGCGCCGAGCUCGCCAUAACUACAACGACCUGUGCCCGCCCAUAGGCCGCCGGGCAGCCACCGCACUCCUCUGGCUGUCCUGCUCCAUCGCGCUCCUCCGCGCCCUCGCCACCUCCAGCGCCCGCGCCCAGCAGCGCGCGGCCGCCCAGCGCCGCAGCUUCCUCAACGCCCACCACCGCUCGCCUCCCCAGGUAUUCCCCGAGUCCCCCGAGUCCGAAUCUGACCACGAGCACGACGAGGUAGACGUUGACCUCUCCCUCCCCGAGUGCCUAGAGUACGAGGAAGAGUUCGACUACGAGAGCGAGACCGAGACCGAGUCGGAAAUCGAGUCCGAGACCGACUUGGAGACCGAGCCGGAGACCGCCCCCGCCACCGAGCCCGAGACCGAGCCGGAAGACGAGCGCGGUCCCGCGGUGCCCAGGGGCUCCGCCUUUAACCAGUCUCUCACCCAGCGCCUGCAGGCUCUGAAGUUGCGGAGCCCCGACGCCUCCCCGAAUCGCGCGCAGCCCAUCCCUCAGGAUCCCCCCAGCCCCAGGGAGGGGGAGGAGCCGGAGCGCGCGGCAGAGAAUUCCAGCGACCCCGCGCAGUCAGAGGAGCGCAGAGACAAGAAGCAGCAGCGCCGCUGCAGACCCAAGAAGCCCACCCGUCGCGACCCGUCCCCGGAGUCCCCCAAGCGGGGACCCAUCCCCAUCCGGCGUCACUGA
Ochotona curzoniae (black-lipped pika) is the source of this 732-nucleotide messenger RNA. Its product is annotated as neuroendocrine secretory protein 55-like. NCBI's taxonomy places the organism in Eukaryota, Metazoa, Chordata, Mammalia, Lagomorpha, Ochotonidae. Gene Ontology annotation, biological process: response to parathyroid hormone. Bases 1 to 732 code for a protein of 243 amino acids. The record is from RefSeq and is a predicted model, not a curated record. The transcript has a single exon.